Molecule: messenger RNA, 2256 nt
Organism: Actinia tenebrosa (Australian red waratah sea anemone)
Lineage: Eukaryota; Metazoa; Cnidaria; Anthozoa; Actiniaria; Actiniidae
Product: tRNA (cytosine(72)-C(5))-methyltransferase NSUN6
Biological process (GO): RNA methylation
Molecular function (GO): RNA binding; RNA methyltransferase activity
Source: RefSeq, a predicted model, not a curated record
AGACUGGGUCGAGGGCCAUAUUUCUCCCUCAUGUCUUGCUUUACUAAACUGGAAUUUUCUUCACCCGAAGUUGAAGAUUUCUUACGGAAUUCUUUUAAAUCAAUAGAGGAUGAAGAUCAUAAGGAAAGCUUAACAAGUAAAACGAAUCAUGAAGAAGAUUCCUGGUUUGAUUUGCUACUGAAAUGUCUAACUAUACCACCACUAUUUACAACUGUAAGAGUUAAUACUUGUAAGAUCUCUGUUGAAGAUGCUAAAAAGCAGCUGGAAAAAUUUCUUUACAUGCAAUACAAAUCAAAAGGGCAGGACUGUCCAGUAGUCCGUCCACAUCAUUCUCUUCCAGAUGUCCUUGUCAUACCAGGAACAGGACCGCAUGACAUGACGCCAUCCAGAAAGGAGAUCAUAGUAGACACCAUCUGUGGGACGGCCGUUCUAAGAGGUGCUGAUGUCUUUGCGCCUGGAGUCAUGGGUGCUCAUCCAGGAAUACAAAAGGGAGAUGAAGUUUCAGUGUAUGCAGACCUUGAUAAUGGCUGCCGCAAGGGAUUCGCUAAGCCUUAUGAAGGAAGAAAGAUGUUUGUUGGUAAUGGAACGGCGCUCAUGUCAAGGAGUGACAUUUUUUGUGACAAUUCGAAUAUCAGCGGCGUUGCCAUACAGAUGAAUAAUGCUUUAUAUGACUGUCCAUCAUUGAGUGGUGUCUUACCGGGUCUGGUAUUCCCUCAGAACCUGCCGUCAGUUGUAACAGGACAUGUUCUUGGUCCUCAGCCUGGAGAGACAAUACUGGAUAUGUGUGCUGCACCAGGGGGUAAAACAACACAUCUUGCCACUCUGAUGGAUAACAAGGGUGUGGUCAUAGCAUUUGAUAAAAAUUCCCCCAAAGUCCAGAAGAUAAAAUCAAACUGUGACGCAAUGCACCUGAAAAACGUUCACGCUUUUCACUUUGACGCUAUCAAAUCUCUGGAUCCAACAUUACAAUCAAGACAAAUCAACCCAGAAGAUGUUGGUCACCCUCCCUACCCCCCACAGUCGUUUGACCGCAUACUUCUUGAUGCACCUUGCAGUGGACUAGGACAGAGACCGAUGUCUAUAGUGCGCAUGUCUCUCAAGGAUCUUCAGUCCUUUCCUAGACUACAGAAGAAAAUAUUUCCUGCUGCGGUUGGUUUGUUGAAGGAAGGAGGUGUUCUUGUCUAUUCUACUUGUACAAUCACCUCACAAGAGAAUGAAGAGCUCGUGGCCUGGGUACUAACAAACUUUCCCUGCAUGCAUCUUUGCCCUCAGAAUCCAUUUCUUGGGAGCCCAGGCCUCGCGCACUGUGGUCUUACAGAUGAAGAAAGGAGACUGGUCCAGAGGUUUGACCCCACUACUACUCACAGUACCCCCCCACGGGAGCCAUGUGACGUCGAUACUAUUGGAUUUUUUAUCGCGAAGUUUGUCAAGAAAACUGUUGGCUAGUGAUCUGCUUGGUUGGAACGACGAUAUAGAAGAAUCUAUCAAUGCUGAGUGCUGUGAGCGAGAGGAUUGACACAAGCAGGCAUGCAUGGUGAAUAACGGGCACUAGCUUACAAAGUACUAGUCCUAAAGUCCCUUCAACAAGCCAAUGUGAGCCAUCAACCACCAUCACCAUCAUCCUUGGCAUGUAUACUAAUGUUAUCAGUAAGUUUGCCAAGCAGAUAUUACCAAUGAACUGGUUGAUAGACCUUCUAAGUGUCGCCUUCUUUAUUACUGCGUUUAAGAUCAGCGUGUUGCCGAUGAACGAAGCGAUGAAGAUGAUAAUGUAGAAGAAAACUUUGGCCGUUUUGACGCUUGUUAGGUCAUUUACAAAGCAAAGAGAGAGUGCCUUUGUGCUUGUUGGAGUAGUGGCGUUCCUGUUUGUGCUGCUUGAUAUGACUGUUGCAUUCAUCGUACCUAAAAGAAUUAAUAAGCUUUCUGUAUUAUUGUAUUAUAAAUGAAAAACAAACUUUUUCUAUUUUAAAAGGUUAACAUUUGUGAAAGAUUUUUAUUAUAAUGGCAGUGAAGUUACGUAUGCAAAGUCCGGCUUUAUUCAAAUACAGAGACUGUAAACCAAAACCCUACAAAAACACGACUGUUCAAAUCUUCCAUAGACACCAAACAAAUCCAAAAGUGUGAAACUUUGCAGCUGUAAUAACGUUCGAGAUAGUUGAGGGUCUUUGAUACAGUGCGACGUGUUCUUGGAUACAUUGCUAUGGUCAAUGAUUGACACCAUGGAAAUAAUGCGUAUUAUAAUAUUGCGUUUGGUCUGGU